UCCAGCUGGAAGGAGAGUUUGUCAGCGAGCAGUUAACUCCUGCUGGAGAAACAUUCCCAGAGUUUAAAGGAAGAUUAGAUCAGAUCGAGGAGGAGAAGAUGGAUGAUCAGCACAGACUGCUGGAUUUCACCAGGAUCCCCCAGAUCAUCUUACACCGGAUAGACCGCCUGUUAGAUUAUGCUGGAAAAGAGGAGGAUUUCUCUGAGCAGCAGCUCUGGAAACAGGAGAGGAAUUCCAGUUUGGACCAAGAGGAACCAGAACCUCUGCAGAUGAAAGAAGAGCAGCUAAAGCCAGAAGAUCCCUGGACUAAAGAGGAAACCAUGGAGCUCCCCAUCAGUGAGCAGGAGGAGCAGCUGCUUCUCAAGCAGGACGAUGAAGAUAAAUGUAUGGUGACUCCUACUGCUGUAGAAAAUGAUCACAUUAAACCAGAACCAAUCAGGGAUCAGCUCAUCAUUGAGGACUAUAGUGAAACUCAGAACCAGGAUUCAGAAGAAAUCCAUCAAGUAUGCUCAGGAUCAGAGAAGGAUAAAGAGUCCACAGAGAGUAAGAUAUCUCAGAAAACCAAGCAUAAAAACUGUGGUAGGGGUUUAAAGCGUAAAAGGCAUGAGGAAAAUCACACAGAUAACAGUGUUCACUGUUGUACAAUUUGCACUGAGUCUUUUUCUCAGAAGAGUGACUUGGUUUUACACCUUAAAAGUCACAGUGGAGAGAAACCUUUCUCAUGUACGACAUGUGGAGAAAGCUUUCUAAAGAAAACAUAUUUAAAGGUUCACAUGAGAACUCACACAGACCUCCUGCAGGUUGGAAAAGAGGAGGAUUUCUCUGAGCAGCAGCUCUGGAAACAGGAGAGGAAUUCCAGUUUGGACCAAGAGGAACCAGAACCUCUGCAGAUGAAAGAAGAGCAGCUAAAGCCAGAAGAUCCCUGGACUAAAGAGGAAACCAUGGAGCUCCCCAUCAGUGAGCAGGAGGAGCAGCAGGAGGCUGGAGACCUCCUGCAGGUUGGAAAAGAGGAGGAUUUCUCUGAGCAGCAGCUCUGGAAACAGGAGAGGAAUUCCAGUUUGGACCAAGAGGAACCAGAACGUCUGCAGAUGAAAGAAGAGCAGCUAAAGCCAGAAGAUCCCUGGACUAAAGAGGAAACCAUGGAGCUCCCCAUCAGUGAGCAGGAGGAGCAGCUGCUUCUCAAGCAGGAGGAAGGAGAUAAAUGUAUGGAGACUCCUACUGCUGAAGAAAAGGACCACAUUAAACCAGAACCAAUCAGGAACCAAGUCGUCUAUCAGGACUUGAGAGAAGUUCAGAACCAGGAUUCAGUAGAAAUCCACCCAAAACACUCAGGAUCAGAAGGAGAUAAAGGUUCCAAACAGAGCAAGAAAUGCCAGCAAACCAUAACGACUAUAAACGUUGCCAACAGUUCCAAACCCAAAGGGCACGAGGAAACUCACGCAGAUAACAGUUUGUACUCCGGUACAAUUUCUGGUGAUUCUUUUUCUCAAAAUAGUCACUUGGUUCAACACUUGAAAAGUCACAAGGGAGAGAAAACGUUUCCAUGUCUGACAUGUGGAGAAAACUUUCUGAGAAAAACUCAUUUAAUGGUUCAUGUGAGAACUCACACAGGCGAGAGGAUUUAUAAAUGUCCUUCCUGUGAAAAAACCUUCAGUAAUAAAUCUGGGCUAAAGGCACACAAAAGAGUUCACACAGGUGAGAAGCCCUUCUCCUGUUCAAUGUGUGGCAAAAGUUUUACCUUAAAAGGUAAUUUGAAUUAUCACUUAAAAACUCACUCAGACGAAAAGUCUUUCACGUGUCUGUCCUGUGGAAAAUGCUUCCAUAAUAAAUGUGGUCUUCAAGUACACAUCAGAAUUCACAGCGAGGAGAAGCCGUUCUCCUGUACAAUUUGUGGCAAAAGUUUUACUCUGAAAGGUAACUUGACUGAACACAUGGUAACUCACUCAGAGGAAAGGCCUUUUUGCUGUAAGAUGUGUAAAAAAACCUUUAAAAGAAGAUUUCUGUUAACAAACCAUAUGAGAUCCCACACAGGUGAGAAGCCUUUUAGAUGUUUGUCCUGUGGGAAAAGCUUCUCUCGUAAGUUUCACCUUGAUCAACACAUCAGGGUCCACACAGGUGAGAACCCUUUCCAAUGUCCAUCCUGUGGAAAAAGUUUCACUCGUAAAACGUAUCUUGACGAACACGUUAGAACUCAUUCAGGUGAGAGCGCCGUUAAAUGUCCGUUGUGUGGAAAAAGCUUCACGCGCAAAUCCAAUCUCGAUCAUCACCUCAGAAUCCACACAGGUGAGAAGCCUUACUCUUGCACAGUUUGUGGGAAAAGUUUUACUCAAAGUGGGAAUUUGACUUGUCACAUCAGGCUUCACACAGAGAAACCUUUCUCCUGUGCGAUUUGUGGCUUAAGUUUUACUAAAAAAGGUCAUUUGAUUCCUCAUAUGCGAACUCACGCAGGUGAAGAGAAUUUCGAAUGUCCGUCCUGUGGAAAAAUCUUUUGUCAUAAAUCUACUCUCCGCAGACACAUCAGAACUCACACAUGUAAAAAGUCUUCCUCUUGAGCAAUUUUAUUCAUAAAAAUAAUUUGAGGCACUUGACAACUGAUAGAGGUGAGAAAUGUUGUUCAUGCAUGACAUGUGGAAACAUUCUGUUUACCUUCACCAUUGAGGUCAUGUUUUCACCGCCGUUGGUUUGUCUGUUUAACUAAAGAAGCUAUGGACGGAUUAUGGUGAAAUUUUCAGAGGAGGCGCGUAUUGUGACUGGAAACUAAUGAUUACAUUUUGGUGAUGAACCAGAUCAGGAUCUGGAUCAAGGAAUGUUUUGAAAUUUUCUGUGAAUUCAGCUGUUAACUUGAGGUGAAAGUCACACAAUGCCAGCGGAAAUGAGCUACUUGGCAACGUCUCCAUCCGCUUUCUAGAAAAGAAAACAUGCUUGACAUUAGGAGCCACAGCAGUGAGAUGCCACAGGAAUGCGCAUAAGCGCUACUUUCCAUGUUUGACUCAUGAUAAAAUGUCCAUCUAUACGUUUUUUCACCACAUCACAAAGUCCACAUGUUCAAAUGUCCAGCGAUGUUUGGGGAAACCUUUCAUUGACGCCGUUAAUCUGCUGUUCUGUUGUGUUUUAUAACUGGAACAAAUGCAGUAUUUAGUCAGCCCCUCUUUGUGUAAGCUCUAAGAAAAAUGGGAGGUCGGUCAUGUUCAUCAUAGCUACACCUUGAUGUAGAAUUUUCUAACAAUUAUUUGCAAACUAUGUUGGAAAAUACGUAUUUGGUCGAUAACAGAAGUUUAACUCUAGACUUUGCUGCAUAACCUUUGUAGAAGGUGACAGAGGUCAAACGUUUCCUGUAAGUCCUCAGCAGGUUUGUACGCAGUGUAGCUGCUGUUUUAACCCAUUCAGAUGAAAAUGACUCACAAUUAAAACACUUCUCAUUUAUUGAAUGUAUGAUAUAAUGAAUGUAUGGAAUGAGGAUGUAAUAAUUUCAUAUUUACUUUCAGGAGUUCUGAAUAUGACCGGACUUUGCCUUUAAAGGUUCAUUACUUGAUUCUUCAUUCUCUAAUUGCACAGACACUAUGACAGCCCUCAGAGUUAAAAAAUAAGAAAACAGCAAUGUGUCCAAUGUUUUCAAAAUAGUUUUAUUUUGUUAGACACGUGAAAAUGAUUUAUACCCCAAAAUAAUCCUACUAAUAUGUUGACUGUCUGUAGAACCUGUUUUACUUUAUAUUUCUGCAAAGAUGAACUGUACGCUUUCUAUGUUUUAAUAAAAUUUAUAGAUUCUAUUUUUCUGGGACUCCUG
Messenger RNA from Cyprinodon tularosa, 3784 nucleotides. RefSeq names its product zinc finger protein 568-like. The coding region runs from base 99 to 2552 and encodes 817 amino acids. The record is from RefSeq and is a predicted model, not a curated record. The transcript has 4 exons. NCBI's taxonomy places the organism in Eukaryota, Metazoa, Chordata, Actinopteri, Cyprinodontiformes, Cyprinodontidae.